This is a messenger RNA of Talaromyces atroroseus, 2304 nucleotides long. RefSeq lists its product as hypothetical. Gene Ontology annotation, cellular component: actin cytoskeleton; Arp2/3 protein complex. NCBI's taxonomy places the organism in Eukaryota, Fungi, Ascomycota, Eurotiomycetes, Eurotiales, Trichocomaceae. Gene Ontology annotation, molecular function: actin filament binding. The transcript is spliced from 7 exons. Bases 1 to 2304 code for a protein of 767 amino acids. The record is from RefSeq and is a predicted model, not a curated record. Gene Ontology annotation, biological process: lipid metabolic process; Arp2/3 complex-mediated actin nucleation.
AUGGCUUCUCCUGAGGUCCACCAUCUUUUCCAUUCCCCCAUUGCAGACCAUUCCUUCUCUCAAGACAAGGGUACUCUGGCUGUUGCUCGAGAGAGCAAUGUGGAGCUCUAUCAGUUGUCAGGCAACAAGUUUGCUCUGAAAGAUGAAUUGAGAGGCCACGAGAAAACUGUUACCGGUGUCGAUAUAGCCCCAAACAGUGGUCGCAUCGUUACUUGUUCUCAAGACCGCAAUGCCUAUGUCUGGGAGCGUACAGCCAGUGGUUGGAAGCCUACGCUCGUGCUUCUCCGAAUCAACCGUGCUGCCACAUUUGUACGAUGGUCCCCUUCCGAGCAAAAAUUCGCUGUCGGUUCCGGAGCCCGAGUGAUUGCCGUGUGCUACUUCGAAGAAGAGAACGACUGGUGGAUCUCAAAGCACCUCAAGAAGCCAAUCCGCAGUACUAUUACCACCCUCGCAUGGCACCCAAACUCGGUCCUUUUGGCCGCUGGAUCUUCUGAUUCUCACGCAAGAGUACUGUCGAGUUACAUCAAGGGCGUUGAUGAGAGGCCAGAGCCCUCGGCUUGGGGUGAACGUCUCCCGUUCAAUACCGUCUGUGGCGAGUUCUUGAACGACUCUGCUGGUUGGGUGCAUGGUAUUGCUUUUUCACCGAGCGGAAAUGCUUUGGCAUUUGCGUCCCACGACAGCAGCGUAACUGUCGUAUACCCUAGUGCUCCUGACCAGCCGCCAAGGGCAAUGCUAAAUAUUAGUACUCGCCUACUACCAUUUACCAGCCUUAUCUGGAGUGGUGAAGAUCAAAUCAUCGCUGCAGGUCAUGACUGUGAAGUAUAUCGACUUCGCGGUGAUGAGAAUGGCUGGCAAUUAGUCGGAUCUUUGGAAAGCAAGCGUAGCCCAUCUGGGGGCGUCCGGGAGGAGUCUGCCUUGAAUAUGUUCCGUCAAAUGGAUCUUCAUGGCCAGACUCGAAGCAACACCCAACUUGACACAGUCCACCAGAACGCCAUCAACACCCUUCGUGUCUAUGAAGAACACGGUGGUGUCGUAAAGAAGUUUACUAGAACGGUACAGUACAAUCAAUCGGGAGAUGCAUUCAUAUCGAAGACUAUGGAGAGCAUCAAGUAUUCACUACUCAGUCUGCUGCGAUGUCUCGCAAUACUUUCAUUUGCAACUACCCCAUCGAUCAAGGCCGACGUGAUCCUCAACGAUACUUUGUCACAGCAGCGAUACACAACGAAUAGGUCGGUAUCUGCGACCUUGUUUGCCGAGCUCGAGGAAUCAGCACGACUAGCGGAUAUCGCUUAUUGUGUUGGUACUACUGGGAUUUAUAGCCCGUUCGGAUGUCUGAGUCAUUGCGAGGAGUUUAACGGGUUUGAAUUGAUUACGACCUGGAACACAGGGCCAUUGCUAUCCGACUCGUGUGGUUAUAUCGCUCUAUCGCACCCGCCUUUCGCGAAACGAAUCAUCCUUGCCUUUCGUGGAACCCACUCGUUAACGAACACCAUCGUCGAUCUAUCAGCCGUUCCGCAGACCUACGUGCCAUACCCCGCGGACGGCGAUGAUGAUAAUGCCUUUGAAGGCAUCUUAGAAGCGAGAAAGUGCCACAACUGUGCAGUCCAUGCUGGAUUUUGGACGUCGUGGAAAAAUUCCCGGGACACGGUGCUUUCUGCAGUUACUCAAGCUCGGGAGCAAUACCCAGACUAUGAAGUGACUCUCAUUGGACACUCUCUCGGCGGUGCGGUAGCAGCUCUGGCGGGCCUGGAGAUGUAUGCUCGAGGAUUUGAUCCGCUAGUUACGACAUUCGGAGAACCGAAAAUAGGGAAUGACAAAAUGGCCGAGUUUAUCGAUGCGAUAUUCAGUCUCUCUUCUCCACUAGAGGGGCCCCAAACUGAUGGUAAUGAUGGUGGUGGUAUGUUGAUGCGGUAUCGACGCGUGACGCAUGUUAAUGAUCCUGUUCCACUUUUACCUCUGGCGGAAUGGGGAUAUGCACCGCAUGCGGGUGAAAUAUAUAUUUCCAAGCUUGAUCUACCCCCUUCAAUUGCUGAUCUCGAACUUUGCACUGGCAGUGCCGACAGCCAUUGUAUCGCCGGGGCUGAGGGCGAUGGUAACGAAAAAGCCAAGAUGAUCUCUUCUCUUGCUUCGAUUCCGCAGCAGCAGUUGCAGCUUGAGGAGCUUGAAAUGGAGGAGUUGAAAGCACAAUGGUCCUUUCUACCAGCUAGGUAUCGUAUUUGGGAACUAUUCCUUGCUCAUAGAGACUAUUUCUGGCGGAUCGGUCUUUGCGUUCCGGGAGGGGAUCCAGGUUGGUGGAGAUGGUAG